AUGGCUUCCACCAAGAGCUCCCAUUCUCCAAGAGUAGGAUAUUCUAGUGGGAAGGUCCUCGGCGCCUUGAUCUUGCUCCGGCUUGUCAACGUUGCCUUGACCCAGACCUUCUUCCAGCCGGACGAAUAUUUCCAAUGUCUCGAACCAGCCUGGCAGGCCGCCUUUGGGAAAGACAGCGGUGCAUACAUCACCUGGCUCAGGUCCUCGCUGCACCCAGCACUGUUUGCCGCCGUUUAUAAGCUUGCUGACCUGGUCGGGCAAUAUGUCGUACCCGGUCUCAGAACGACGCUUCUUCUUUGGGCACCUAAAGUUACCCAGGCGGUGAUUGCGGCCCUGGGAGACUGGUACACCUGGAGGCUGGCCAAAAGGCUUUACAGGGAUGACACGGCUGCCUCGACUGCUGCAUGGUACGUCUCAGUGAGGACGUUCUCCAACUCUUUGGAGACGACGCUUACCAUUGCGGCGCUCAACUAUUGGCCCUGGGACUUGUUCCAACCUCCUGUAAAGGAAAAGAUCAGAUCCUUCGGGUCCAUGAUCCGUAGCCCGGAGGGUCUCAGGAGUCUCCGACUUUCCCUUGUUUUGGCUGCGACUGCGGUCCUUCUCCGACCUACAAAUAUGUUCAUCUGGGCGCCUGUCUUCAUUUUCACCCUCAUUCCGAAUCGCCUGUCGCCUCUCCUGACUCAUCCCACCCUUAAGGAGACCGUCCUUUUUAUCCGCGAGGUGGUAGUUUACGGUGUUCUGACCCUCGCGGCCUCCCUAGCCGCUGACCGCCUCUACUUUGGCUUCUGGACCUUCCCGCCCUAUAAGUGGCUCUACUUUAACCUCUCCCAGUCCCUCGCCAUCUUCUACGGCGAGAACCCCGGCCACUACUACCUCACCCAGGGACUCCCACUCCUCUGCACCACCCUCCUCCCCUUCGUCCUUCUCGCGCUAUGGAGAUCCGACCCCGAUCCCGCUGUAUCCCAAGCCUUCAAGGUCUUCAGAUGGGCAGUCUACCUGACCAUCACCAUCCUCUCGCAAGUCUCCCACAAAGAAGCCCGCUUCAUCUACCCCCUCCUCCCCCUCCUCCACAUCCUCGCCGCCAAACACGUCUCCCACUUCUUCCUCUGGUCCCCCUCCCACCCAUCCAUGCCCUCCCAGCUCCACCACAAAGGCUACCUAGCCGCCGGCCUCCUCAUCAACCUCCUCCUAGCAUCCUACCUCUCCGUCGCCCACCAACGCGCCGUCAUCUCCGUCCUCGACUUCCUCCGCGACCAAUAUGCGACGGGUGAUAUCUCCACAGCCCCCAUGACGUUCGGCGACAAUAAACCAUACGUAUACUUCCUCACUCCGUGCCACUCUACCCCCUGGCGCUCACACCUCAUCCACCCUAACCUCUCCGUCGGAGCCCUCACUUGCGAUCCACCCUUACACACGGCGCCCGGGACCAUGGAGAGGGCGUUAUACAGGGACAUGGCCGACCGCUUCUACGAUAGUCCCAUCGGGUUCCUCUCCCACGAACUUUGGCCCGUCGAGGCGCCGUCGGAGGACAAGGCCGGCGCGGUGGGGGUUCCUCAUUUUAUUGUUGGCUUCGAGGGGAUUGAGCCGGUGAUUACGGAGUUUUUUGAUGGGCCUGGUAGGGAGCACGGCGUGGAGUUGAAGCGUGUGUGGGAGGGUUGGAAUGGGUUUUUUAGUGAAGAUUGGAGAAGGUCUGGGAAGUUGAUUGUUUGGGAGACGGGUGUAUAG
Scedosporium apiospermum is the source of this 1725-nucleotide messenger RNA. Its product is annotated as GPI mannosyltransferase 3. Gene Ontology annotation, biological process: GPI anchor biosynthetic process. NCBI's taxonomy places the organism in Eukaryota, Fungi, Ascomycota, Sordariomycetes, Microascales, Microascaceae. The coding region runs from base 1 to 1725 and encodes 574 amino acids. The transcript has 4 exons. The record is from RefSeq and is a predicted model, not a curated record. Gene Ontology annotation, cellular component: endoplasmic reticulum membrane. Gene Ontology annotation, molecular function: alpha-1,2-mannosyltransferase activity.